This is a messenger RNA of Chanos chanos (milkfish), 1479 nucleotides long. It is a transcript of the gene kcna2b, whose product is annotated as potassium voltage-gated channel, shaker-related subfamily, member 2b. The transcript has a single exon. Bases 1 to 1479 code for a protein of 492 amino acids. Lineage: Eukaryota; Metazoa; Chordata; Actinopteri; Gonorynchiformes; Chanidae. The record is from RefSeq and is a predicted model, not a curated record. Gene Ontology annotation, molecular function: protein binding; delayed rectifier potassium channel activity. Gene Ontology annotation, biological process: potassium ion transmembrane transport; action potential; protein homooligomerization. Gene Ontology annotation, cellular component: juxtaparanode region of axon; voltage-gated potassium channel complex; axon terminus.
AUGACUGUUGCCACAGGUGAUCCAGUCGAUGAAGCUGCUGCCCACCCAGGUCAGCCGCAGGACACAUACGACCCAGAAGCAGAUCAUGAGUGCUGUGAGAGAGUGGUCAUCAACAUUUCUGGUUUGCGGUUUGAGACACAGCUCAAAACACUCUCUCAGUUCCCUGAGACCUUGCUUGGGGACCCCAAGAAAAGAAUGCGCUACUUUGACCCUUUGAGGAAUGAGUACUUUUUUGAUCGGAAUCGCCCAAGCUUUGAUGCUAUACUCUACUACUAUCAGUCAGGAGGGAGAUUACGUCGCCCAGUCAAUGUAACCUUGGACAUCUUCUCUGAGGAAAUUCGAUUCUAUGAGCUUGGAGAAGAAGCCAUUGAGAUCUUCAGGGAGGAUGAAGGCUUUAUUAAGGAGGAGGAGAAGCCAUUGCCUGAGAAUGAGUUUCAAAGGCAGGUAUGGCUGCUGUUUGAGUAUCCUGAGAGCUCAGGACCAGCUAGAAUAAUUGCGAUCAUCUCGGUCAUGGUCAUCCUCAUAUCAAUUGUUAGUUUCUGCCUGGAGACCCUGCCAAUAUUCCGCAACGAAGAGGAAGAGAUGCACAAAGUCUACUCCAAUACCACUGCCAGCUAUGCCUCUACCUACUUCACCGAUCCCUUCUUUAUCCUGGAAACUCUCUGCAUCAUCUGGUUCUCCUUUGAGUUCCUGGUUCGAUUCUUCGCCUGUCCAAGCAAAGCAGGUUUCUUUGUGAACAUUAUGAACAUCAUUGACAUUGUGGCGAUCAUACCCUACUUUAUCACCCUGGGCACAGAGCUGGCAGAAAGACCAGAGGAUGGUCAGCAAGGGCAGCAGGCUAUGUCCCUAGCUAUCCUCAGGGUCAUUCGACUGGUUCGAGUCUUCCGUAUCUUCAAGCUGUCACGUCAUUCCAAAGGGUUGCAGAUUCUGGGUCAGACCCUUAAGGCCAGCAUGAGGGAACUGGGCUUGCUCAUUUUCUUUCUCUUCAUUGGAGUCAUACUUUUCUCAAGUGCUGUGUACUUUGCCGAAGCUGAUGAGGCAGACUCCCAAUUCAUCAGCAUCCCAGAUGCUUUUUGGUGGGCAGUAGUCUCUAUGACAACAGUUGGUUAUGGUGACAUGGUACCUACCACUAUUGGGGGGAAGAUCGUAGGGUCACUUUGUGCCAUUGCUGGUGUGCUGACAAUUGCCCUACCUGUGCCUGUCAUCGUCUCAAAUUUCAACUACUUCUAUCACCGAGAGACUGAGGGAGAAGAGCAGGCUCAAUAUCUGAAUGUCACCAGUGUCCCCAAAAUAGACUCCACGGAAGACCUUAAAAAGAGUCGCAGUGGGUCCACUAUGAGCAAGUCUGACUAUAUGGAGAUCCAAGAGGCCGUGAACAACAGCAAUGAGGACUUCCGUGAAGAGAUCCUCAAAACUGGCAACUGCACAAUUACGAACACAGACUAUGUUAACAUCAGCAAGAUGCUCACAGAUGUAUAA